AUGGCUACGGAUGCUGCCCGCCGUCAGGCCACCUUGGCCGGCAUACCUGUCAGAGAUCUGACCUUGGGAGCGCUCAUCGUCCAGAAUGCCGCCCUCGUGCUUUUCAUGCAUUAUUCGAGGGUUAUGCCUCUCAUCAACGGCGACCGAUACUUCGCAUCCACCGCCGUAUUUCUCUCCGAAGUCGUCAAAUUCUCCUUCUUCAUAUCCAUGGCACUAUACGAAAUAGCUACGAGUCCCUCGACACCAGAUUCAUCCACCGUAAGCGAGCUGGCCGAGGCGCUGUCAAAAGCCGUGUUCACAGGCGAUAGCUGGAAGUUGGCGGUCCCAGCCGUGCUUUUCACGAUACAAAACAGUCUCCAGUAUGUUGCAGCAAGCAAUCUGGACGCGGCUACAUUCGCCAUCACGUACCAGCUCAAGAUCGUGAGCGCUGCCAUGUUCGGCAUUCUACUCAUGGGUCGCGUGCUCAAUGUGAGGAAGUGGCUCAGUCUCGGAAUGAUGGCAGUGGGCAUCUUGGCCGUGCAGCUGUCCCACGUGUCGAGGCAGGGGCACGUUUUGUCCAUAAAAGACUUGAGGGAUGGAGUUUCAUUCAAGUCCCCACGGUCUAUAUGGGACAUGGAGGCAGAGGGCAACGUGGCUGCUGGACAGCUCAACAAGCGAUCUGCGACGUACGAAGGAAUUGACGAUGAUGUCGCUGCAGCAAACCCCAAGAUGAAUGCAUCAAUUGGUCUUGCUGCAGCUGUCUUGGCCUGCGUGCUGUCAGGGCUGGCAUGCGUCUACUUUGAAAGGACUUUGAAGACCAAGGGAGACACGCGCGUAUCCAUCUGGGUACGCAACGUACAACUUUCUUUCUACUCCAUCUGGCCGGCGUUGUUCCUGGGAGUAUUCUUCAUGGACGGGGAGCAUUUGCCGAAGACCGGCUUCUUUACUGGAUACAAUCUCAUCGUAUGGGUGGUGAUCUUCUUACAAGCCGCAGGCGGCAUAUUGGUGGCGGUGGCACUGAAAUACAGCGACAGUUUGACGAAGAGCCUGGCCAUGAGCGUGUCUACUGUAAUCACGUUCCUGACCAGUGUGGUGUUCCUGGAGUUCCACACGACUUUGUUCUAUCUACUAGGCAUGAUAGCCACUACCGGUGCAGCGUUUCUAUACAACUCCAGUCCGGACGACAAGCGAGCGAGGCCGCCACCAAUCAACGUCACACAGUACGAGAAGGACGGCAGCCAAGGCUAUUUCGAUAUCGAAGCUGUGGCUACGGCAGGCAAGUCGCCAUUGCGAGAUCCGAUGCGAGAAGCCUUGGUCACGAGCAGGCCGGGCACACCAGUUUCGGAACGGCAUUUCCGGUCUAAGGGCGCAAAGAGAGGGCAGUGA
Messenger RNA from Fulvia fulva, 1365 nucleotides. RefSeq names its product UDP-galactose transporter. Gene Ontology annotation, cellular component: Golgi membrane. Gene Ontology annotation, biological process: pyrimidine nucleotide-sugar transmembrane transport. The record is from RefSeq and is a predicted model, not a curated record. Gene Ontology annotation, molecular function: UDP-galactose transmembrane transporter activity. The transcript is spliced from 3 exons. Bases 1 to 1365 code for a protein of 454 amino acids. Lineage: Eukaryota; Fungi; Ascomycota; Dothideomycetes; Mycosphaerellales; Mycosphaerellaceae.